AAAAAUCAUUUGACUCUCCCCAAAGAAUUAGCAAUAUUUAGCACUUUGCCAUUCUUUCCAAAACCCUCCAUUCUCCUCUUUGAUCAGACCUAGGGUUUUACAAAAGUAAUCAAUGGCGUCAUCUACUCGGAUUUUCGGCUACUGCUGUCGAGCUCUAAUGGCCGCUGCUAAGACUUCCGCAGCAAUAGCUACUGUGACCAAAGUCAGAGGUCGUCCCACUGGAAUACUGAAGCCACAACCAGUUUCCCCUGCACUAGGAAGCUUCUUAGGUACUAAAGAAGCCUCCCGCGCUGAUGCCGUCAAGAAGGUUUGGGAAUACAUUAAAACCCAGAAUCUUCAGAAUCCUGCAAACAAGAGAGAGAUACAUUGUGACGACAAGUUGAAGACAAUAUUUGAUGGCAAGGACAAGGUUGGUUUUCUAGAGAUUGCAAGGCUAUUAACCCAGCAUUUUCAUAAGGCUGCUUAAGUUCUAGUUAGGCGGUAACUUCUGUAAACAUUAGGCACCGUCUGGAUGCUGGACAUUGUUCUUUACCUAGCUGGCUAGCUUCUUUCUGUUUCUAGUAGCUCUUCUGUUUGCCUUCACCCUAGUUUGAAUUAUCAAGCGGGGUCGAUCCAGAUGCUCUUUAAAUCAAACGGUUUGAAGAUGAAACAAAAAGCAACAGGGUAAUGGUAAACUACUACCAUCAAUGUUCCUCCACCCCAAAAUUCCCUCCUUAUCCCUUUCACAAUUUGAAGUUAAGCAAGGUAUGUAGGAUGACAUACUUUUGAAACACAAAUUGUACCGGUUGAAAAUGUAAAAUUCUUAUUGCGGUUAGUUCUCUUCAUUUUGCUGACAAAAGUUAGCCUAUUUA
This is a messenger RNA of Solanum dulcamara, 851 nucleotides long. Its product is annotated as protein TRI1-like. The transcript is spliced from 2 exons. Lineage: Eukaryota; Viridiplantae; Streptophyta; Magnoliopsida; Solanales; Solanaceae. The record is from RefSeq and is a predicted model, not a curated record. Gene Ontology annotation, cellular component: nucleus. The coding region runs from base 113 to 466 and encodes 117 amino acids.